Molecule: messenger RNA, 447 nt
Organism: Drosophila santomea
Lineage: Eukaryota; Metazoa; Arthropoda; Insecta; Diptera; Drosophilidae
Exons: 4
Coding region: 1-447 (148 amino acids)
Source: RefSeq, a predicted model, not a curated record
AUGUCGAAAAUACUAAGUUUCUUAGCACUCAGCAUAUAUUUCCCACUCACAUUUUAUUUACCUUCCAAAUUAUUGCCCUGCCUGGAGCACAGUAUUACGCAUUAUUCUUGGGAUAAGUGUGAGCAAAUUGUGUUUGAAAAUAUUUUAAUUUUGUCGGGUUUGGUCGGCGUCAGUGGAUUGUUGUGGGUAUCAGCCAAUUUCGCAGAAUACCACUUUCUGUUCAACUGGAUUAUUGUCACUUUCGAAAUAAUAGUGCUUGAGAUUUGUUAUAUGGCUUAUGCUAUUAUUCUAUCAAAAACUCAAUUAUGGAUAUGGCGCCUUGUGUUCUUCGGUUUUCUGGUCGUCAGCUUUAUUUUGGUUUCGUUACACGUUCUGGUGGCGAAAAAGAUUGUUAAAACCCACUUAAUCGAAAAAAUAUUUAGAGUGGUUCCUGGUAACACUGAGUAA